Molecule: messenger RNA, 612 nt
Organism: Saccoglossus kowalevskii
Lineage: Eukaryota; Metazoa; Hemichordata; Enteropneusta; Harrimaniidae
Product: dynein light chain Tctex-type protein 2B-like
Biological process (GO): microtubule-based movement
Cellular component (GO): cytoplasmic dynein complex; cytoplasm
Molecular function (GO): dynein intermediate chain binding
Source: RefSeq, a predicted model, not a curated record
AUGUCAUCUUCAAUUGGUAAGGAUGGUUCUGACGGUGGCCGUGAUCGCUCAUCUUCCCUGUCGACACUAUCCGCAGCACUCAUGUCAAGAAGGGCUUCAAACGUGUCAGCGGGAUCUCAGGACCCCUCUCAGCCCGCUACAACAAGUACCGGUCGGCUUGCACUGAGAAGAUUGUCCCGUCGCAUGUCUUUUCUGUCUAUGGUAGGAAAAUCGUUACAAGAAAAAACGAGACCGGAACCGAAAAUGAUCAUGAAGUUGGACAACACCUACAAGACGGAGCCCGAUCCGAACAAUAGGUUCAACCACUCGCGGGUGAAAACUAUGCUACGUAAUGUGUUGACUAGGGAGCUAGCAGAUGAAGUGUACGAUGCGAAGACGGCGUCUUUGAUGGCCACCAGAUUGUCUGACACCAUAAAACACAAGGUGAAGUUGAUGGACUUUCAACGUCACAAGGUGGUUGUUCACGUUAUGAUCACUUCGACCAGUGGACAGGGAAUCAAAGUGUCAAGUCUUCAACUCUGGGAUACAAAGACGGAUAACUUCGCCAGUGAGUCAUUCCAAAAUUCCUCUCUGAGUGCGAUUGCCAUUGUUUAUGCCGUGUACUAUGAAUAA